CCCGAGGGAAGAGGACACCAGAGAACAUCCACGCUUGAACAUCCACAUCUCGCCUUCUCACAGAAGCUCUCCAGGAAGGAACACAGGAGUUCAGAAGAUGAAAGGUGCCCACUCCUUGGCUGGUCUCCUGCUUCUGGUCCUGGUCCAGAGCAGCUGGCAGGUGCCUGAUGGAGACUCAGAGGAUGACUCCAGCCUGACAGAGGACUCGAUGUUCAACGACCCAAGCGAGCUCACAGCCAUGAAGAGACACUCAGAGGGAACCUUCUCCAACGACUACAGUAAAUACCUGGAGACGAGGAGAGCACAAGAUUUCGUCCAGUGGUUGAAAAAUUCAAAGAGAAGUGGGAACCCCAGCAGACGUCAUGCGGACGGGACCUACACCAGCGACGUCAGCUCCUACCUCCAGGACCAGGCUGCCAAGGAGUUUGUCUCCUGGCUGAAAACUGGCCGAGGCAGACGAGAGUAAAGCCCCUAGUCCCCUCUGACCCCUGACCCCUGACCCUCUGACCCUCUGACCCCUGACCCCUGCAAACAAGCAGACAGCUCGUCUGUUGCAGCUCAUGCGCCUCCACCCUCUCCACCCUCUCCACCCUCUCCACCCUCGGCCUGUUUUAUAACCUGUGUCCUACUUUAUCUGGUCAUGCUAAUAAAUUU
Osmerus eperlanus (European smelt) is the source of this 654-nucleotide messenger RNA. RefSeq names its product glucagon b (gene gcgb). Gene Ontology annotation, cellular component: extracellular region. The transcript has 4 exons. Gene Ontology annotation, biological process: response to starvation. The record is from RefSeq and is a predicted model, not a curated record. Gene Ontology annotation, molecular function: glucagon receptor binding; hormone activity. Bases 98 to 466 code for a protein of 122 amino acids. Lineage: Eukaryota; Metazoa; Chordata; Actinopteri; Osmeriformes; Osmeridae.